GAUCCAGCUCAGUUCCUCUUUCUAUGAAGAAGGAACUAACUCCAUCAAAUGUAGACCAGCGGGAUUCAUUGAAAAAGAUCUCAUCCUUAGAUUCCCAAAAAAGAGAGACCUGCUUCUGUUUCUUUCUGUUCUGAUUCUUCACAUUACUGCCAGAAACUUCCCUUUUAAAAGAAAAGACUCGUGGCGCAUUACAGAAAUCCUCUGAUGAAUAUCAGCCUGCCAAACAUGAAUGCUACGGAAAUGACCGUGACUGCCAAUUUUUCCCACGACUGCAGAAACACUUCUGACUAUUCUAAAUGUAUCAUAACCACCGUCAUGUUAAUCAUUUGCUUCAUUGGAAUCCCGUUAAACGGGAUUGUCAUCUGGCUUUUGGGCUUCCAGAUUAAGAGAAACCCUUUCACUGUGUUGAUUCUUAAUUUAGCCAUUGCCGACUUUGGACUCCUUCUAUGUAUGUCUAUAUAUUACAUUGAUACUGUUACGGGUUUUAUAUCCUCAAAGAUUCCUUGGUACAUAUUUUUCUCUCUCCUCCACAUUAUGUAUCUCAGCGGUAUGUUCCUUCUUACGGCCAUCAGCAUUGACCGGUGUGUGGCUGUCCUCUUCCCAAUCUGGCAUCGCUGUUCCCGGCCAAAAUCUUUGUCCUCUGCCAUCUGCGCUUUCCUCUGGAUCUUUUCUUUUCUUCUGAUCGGGAUGCUGAACAUUACGCAACAUGUAUUUAAAUACAGACAUUUCAGUCUUGAUUUGGUGGUGACUGUGGUGCUUUGCGUUCCUUUGAUCACCAUCUCGACUGUGAUCGUAUUCACCAAAAUGGGUUUUAAAUCUAAGCAGAUGAAACGCCGAAGGCUUUUACUGAUGAUCUUAAUUACACUUCUCUGCUUCCUUAUUCUAACUCUUCCUUUAGAUAUCUUUGUGUUCAUUACUCACUUUUUUCGCUUGACGUACUGGCUUCAACAUGGUGAAUUUGAUACCUGUUUUAAUCUGUGUUCGUCCCUAAACUGCAGCGUUAACCCAGUGAUCUAUUUUCUGGUUGGGAGAAAGAAACGACUUCAGUCCAGAGAGAAUGUCAAGGUCAUUUUUCAAAGAAUCUUCAAGGAAGAGGAAGCUCCUGAAACCUGAUAGACAUUUACAACACAGGUUCAAACCCUCUGUAAAAACAUAAUCUUAGCUUGCCUCUAAUGCUGGGUAUCUCUUGCUACAGAAAUAAAAUAUAUAUG
This is a messenger RNA of Crotalus tigris (Tiger rattlesnake), 1211 nucleotides long. RefSeq names its product mas-related G-protein coupled receptor member H-like. Gene Ontology annotation, cellular component: membrane. The record is from RefSeq and is a predicted model, not a curated record. Gene Ontology annotation, molecular function: G protein-coupled receptor activity. Gene Ontology annotation, biological process: G protein-coupled receptor signaling pathway. The coding region runs from base 205 to 1113 and encodes 302 amino acids. The transcript is spliced from 2 exons. Lineage: Eukaryota; Metazoa; Chordata; Lepidosauria; Squamata; Viperidae.